AUAUUUUCUUCUCAGGACAAAUUGAAAAACAAAAUACUUAUUUCCUUCUUCAUCUGGUACACUGCUGCUAGUGGAGGAAAGUGGAAAAGAAAGGGAUAUUAUCUCUCUCUUCUUUCUUGUUUCUUCUUCUUCUUCUUCUUCUUCUUCUUCUCAGAAUCCAUUCAGGUAAAACCCUUCCAUUUAUUCUUUUUCACUGUCACUUCUCUAAAUGUAAUCAGUUCUGUCCAUACAAUUUUUUUAUCUUCUCUAGAACUUUAUUAUCUUCACAAACAGGAGCCAAGAUGACUCAAAAUAAAGCAGCAUUUUUAAAUGAUGAAUUAUCAAAAAGGACUUCAAUUUUUGGAUUGAGAUUAUGGGUUGUGUUAGGAGUAUGUGUAGGAGCAGCUUUUGUUCUUCUUCUCUUUGUAAUCUCUUUAUGGUUCAGCUCUAAACGUAAUAAAAACAGUAGUAGUAGUAGUAGAGGAAAAAGUAACUCUUUUUCUGGUAGUACUAAAAACCCCACUAUCCCAAAUGUUUCUAAAGAAAUUCAAGAAAUCAGGGUUGAUAAUAAUGGUAGGAAUGCUACUCAGAAUCAUCAUCAAGAUCAUCCAAAACCCAGUCCAAUCAAAAUGCAACAACCAAACCCAUUACCUGAAUCAGGUCAAAGCGUCGGUUCAAAUGAGAAUCAAGCUUUACUUUUACAUCCAGAAGAAGAGAAUCUUACUGGAGUUCAUAGAAUUCAUAUCGAAAUUGGUAAAGAUCAUAAGAUUACAUACCCUGUUAAUGGUAGUGGUAGCGGUGGUGGUGGUGGGUCUUCUCAUGGAAGUGGAGAGAGUCGGUCAAUUGAUCAAGUACCAAUUUCGAUCCCUGAAGUUUCUCAUUUGGGCUGGGGACAUUGGUAUACACUUAGAGAGCUUGAGGCUUCUACUAAUGGAUUUGCUGAUGAGCAUGUAAUUGGUGAAGGUGGGUAUGGGAUUGUUUACCGUGGUGUAUUGCAAGAUAAUUCUCAAGUUGCUAUUAAGAAUUUGCUCAAUAACAGGGGACAAGCUGAGAAAGAGUUUAAGGUUGAAGUUGAAGCGAUUGGACGUGUUCGGCAUAAAAAUUUAGUUAGGUUACUGGGCUACUGUGCUGAAGGAGCUCAUAGGAUGCUUGUUUACGAGUAUGUAGACAAUGGGAAUCUGGAGCAGUGGCUUCAUGGGGAUGUUGGUCCUUGCAGUCCACUCACAUGGGAGAUCCGUAUGAACAUUAUUCUUGGAACAGCGAAGGGGUUGACAUAUCUCCACGAGUGUCUAGAGCCAAAGGUUGUCCACCGUGAUGUAAAAUCAAGCAACAUAUUGAUUGAUAGGCAGUGGAACUCUAAGGUGUCUGAUUUCGGGCUUGCAAAAUUAUUGGGCUCUGAAAGUAGCUAUGUGACAACUCGUGUGAUGGGAACAUUUGGGUAUGUGGCUCCUGAAUAUGCUAGUACAGGCAUGUUGAACGAACGCAGUGAUGUAUACAGUUUUGGAAUUCUUAUUAUGGAGAUAAUUUCCGGGAGAAGCCCGGUUAAUUACAGUCGACCUCCUGGAGAGGUGAACUUGGUUGAGUGGCUCAAAACGAUGGUAUCAAGCAGGAAUUCUGAAGGAAUUUUGGAUCCUAAGAUGCCUGAGAAACCUUCCUCAAGGGCAUUAAAACGUGCCCUUUUAGUAGCUUUGAAAUGUGUUGACCCAGAUGCCCAGAAAAGGCCAAAGAUGGGACAUGUGAUACAUAUGCUCGAGGCAGAUGAUUUUCCUUUCCGAGAUGAACACCGUACUGGGCGGGUCGACCCGGGACGUAUGACUCGUGAUGUGAAAUCGGCAACUGAAUCUGGAGACAGCAGUGGAUAUGAAAGUAGCAUCCAAGCCACCAUGACAAGGUGGAAAAAACCAGAACUUGCAAACGUGGAUGAGAAACUUACUUGAUAAGGUGAGCUACUACUUUUUCAUCCAAAGCUGGCUUAUUAUGUGUACACCAUUUUUACUUCAUCUGUAUAUGAUUGUUAUAUCAAUGUUGUAUGCUUAUAUUGUAGAGUCUUAGAGCCAAUCUAUAUAUGUAAAUAAUCAAUGACUACGAGUGAAUCCAACAUUGGAAUUAUUUUGUUGAGAGGGUUUGGUUUUUUGUUAGGUUUUCGAGUACAUAGUUAAUAAUUUAUACUAUUUAUCAUCUCACGCGGAAUCAUCAAUUUUCUGCUCUAA
Papaver somniferum (opium poppy) is the source of this 2189-nucleotide messenger RNA. RefSeq names its product probable serine/threonine-protein kinase At1g01540. Lineage: Eukaryota; Viridiplantae; Streptophyta; Magnoliopsida; Ranunculales; Papaveraceae. The transcript has 7 exons. The record is from RefSeq and is a predicted model, not a curated record. Gene Ontology annotation, molecular function: protein kinase activity; ATP binding. The coding region runs from base 282 to 1916 and encodes 544 amino acids. Gene Ontology annotation, biological process: protein phosphorylation.